AUGUUAUUAUCAGAAGCCAAUGGAUUAUUAUAUUUAACGCUUAUGUUUGGUGCCGCCUCAACGGUGUUUUUUCAUAACACCGUAGUUUCGAUUUCAACUGCACGAAAAAGAGCAAAACCAAAUAAAAUUGAACUCAGGAUUAAAGGACUUUCGCGUUGUCGUUAUCGUUCAAUGUAUAUUACAUCUCCACCCCUUUUUGACUUUGCGAGAAUAAUUUUCAACAUCACCGGUGGACUUCGGUUCAUAUUUCAAUUCAUCUAUUUUGUCUUACCGCCGUUCGUCGAUCCAUCAACAUGUAGAGCCGUCUCGUAUGUUCACGCGACUGUCAACCUGCUAUAUAGAGGAUCUUUACCCGCGUUUUUAUUAUUGAGAUUAAGGAUAAUCGGUGAAAGUAUCAGUAACAUCAAUAACAAAAUCAAUUACAACAGAAAAUCGGAUAAAUGGAUUUCUUGCGUUUUAUUACUUUUAUUUUCCACGAGAAUGAUUUUACAAAUUGCGCACAUUGGAUUUUUAGGACAAACAAUAAUUACAAAGCCUUCGCCGUCAAAUCUCCGUCCAGUUUAUUGUGAUCCAAAUCUUACAGCCGGUUCUCUUGUUUGGGGAUGGGUUAUAGCAGAUUUCCUUAUCGAUAUAUUUGUAACUAUUCAAAUGGUCAGAAUUUUCCAUGAAGCAAACAAAAACCAUAAAGAUUUAUCUACGAAUUCAUCGCAAAGUGUUCGAGGAUCAUUAUAUUUAGCCAUCAUAUUUUGGCACCUGAUCAGAAUUUUUAUUGCAAUUUUAUUGAAUUUAAACACUGUCAUUGAUGCAGCACCAAACAAUUUGGAUCCAAUCAUUAGCCCAACGGUGAAUUUUGUCAUUUGUAUUGCAAUGUCAUAUGUUAUCACCUACGAUAAAGACAUUGUGAAAAAUAUCACUGUUGGACUUGAUGCUAAAACUAAAGAAAGUGCCAAACAACAAAAAUUAUUUCAUCCUAAUGCUGAAGAAUAUAAGAUUUCUAUAUCUAACAGCAGGAGUUACUUUCCAGUCUAUCAAUCCAACUUUGAAGAUAUUCAUUGCUCAAAUGGUGUUUAUGUUGACAAGACACAAUGGAUCUCAAAAAUUGUUAUAAGAAAGGCAAAAUAUUUUGUCUCACGCCCACGCAAAUUUGGGAAGUCUCUUUUCCUAUCAACUCUUGCAGCAUUUUUUCUCAAUAAAUAUCACUUAUUUGAUGAUCUAUACAUUCAAAAAUGUAAUCUUUCACUUUUAAUCCAAGGUCAGAAUGUUUUGUGGUCAUCAACUAUGGCUGCAUUUCCAGUCAUCCUGCUUGACUUUUCAAGAGAUAUUGAGUAUCACAAAGGCAAGGAUCUAUUGGAAGAAUCAUUGACAGACAAAUUGAAGGAAAUUGGUGAAACAUAUGGAGUAACUGUAGUGGGCAAUUCUGUAAAAAAAGCAAUAAGAAGUUUAGUGCAAGCAUUGGCAGGACUUGAGAAUAAUGAAUGGAAACAAGUGGUUAUAUUGAUAGAUGAAUAUGAUGCACCAAUAUUAAAGGUAUUGGAAAAUAAUGAAAAAGGAUUUGAUGCAGCAAAAGAAAAUCAAAGCAUUCUUCGCCUCUUCUUUGAAUCAUUGAAAGCACUGGAGGAAUAUAUUCAGUUUGAGUUUGUUACUGGUAUAUCAACUUUUGGUUACAUGUCAUUAUUUUCUGGAGCAAAUGAUCUUGAAGAUGUUACAAUUGAUGAGUUGUUAAGUGGUGCCUUUGGUUUUACUUGGGAAGAAAUAGAACAUACAGCUUCACUUUUUAAUCAACUGUCAGGUGACCCAAAUAAGAUAAAGGACUGGUAUAAUGGAUAUUCGUGGGAUGGAAACACAUUUGUCUAUAAUCCAUACAGUAUAUGCAUGCUAGCAAAACACAAGGUUUUUAAGAAUUAUUGGGUACAGAGAGGUUCAACAAGUUGGUUGCUGAAAUUUAUUAACAAAAAUUCUAAUUUUAAAAAGUUCCUUGAUCGACAGCAAGUUUCAUUAGAUUUAUUUGGAAAAACUGAUAUAGCACAACUACAAAAUUCAGGUACUUUUAAUUCUUCAAUUUUAUUCCAAGUUGGAUAUCUCACUAUUGUUCAAUACAACAAAACGGAAGCUUUGAUUACACUUGAACCUCCCAAUAAAGAAGUUCGACAAUCAUUUGCUAGUGAUCUGUGGUCUUCCUUUUCUGCAACUAAUGAUGUAGAUGCAUUUGACAGACUUAAAAAACUUUCUAAUGAUUUGCAAAAUUCAUCAAUCAUGAAAUUCUGGGAAGACUUUAAUGUCAUAUUAUCAUCAAUCCCACAUUUUGCUUCUGCUAUAGCUGGUAAAUAUGAAGGUUACUAUCAAUCUCUUGUUCAUCUGACUGUGCAUUUUAUUGGAGUUCCAUUUCGAAGUGAAGAUUCAGGUAGCAUAGGAAGGACAGACAUGUGGAUUGAGACAAUAACUCAUGUUUUCUUUAUUGAAUUCAAAAAAUCUGAUACAAAGGAAUAUACAAUGAUAAAAAAAGUUGCAGAUAAAGGUUUAGACCAAAUAUAUGAUAGGAAAUAUUACAAAUGUUUCCCUAAUGAUAACAAUAAGAUAACUGUAGCAGUUAGUUGUGUUUUUUCAACUGUAACCAAACAAAUUGCUUGUGUAUUAGAACAGGAAUUUAAAUGCAUUAGUGGUUAUGUUAAUAAAAUGGAAUGUAAGGAAUUAAAGUUAUAA
Molecule: messenger RNA, 2700 nt
Organism: Entrophospora sp. SA101
Lineage: Eukaryota; Fungi; Glomeromycota; Glomeromycetes; Entrophosporales; Entrophosporaceae
Source: the annotation of a GenBank genome assembly